Cheilinus undulatus (humphead wrasse) is the source of this 4569-nucleotide messenger RNA. It is a transcript of the gene fanci, whose product is annotated as FA complementation group I. The record is from RefSeq and is a predicted model, not a curated record. Bases 510 to 4490 code for a protein of 1326 amino acids. Gene Ontology annotation, biological process: DNA repair. Lineage: Eukaryota; Metazoa; Chordata; Actinopteri; Labriformes; Labridae. The transcript is spliced from 38 exons. Gene Ontology annotation, molecular function: DNA polymerase binding.
UAAGAUAUUUAUAUAUACAAAUAGUUUAAUACCAUUGAGCCAAGAUAUAAUAAUUCUAACAUGAAAAUAUCUUCGUGUCUAUGUUGGCAACAGGAAAAAAAUGCUUUACCUUUAGGGGCGUGCUUUGUGAUUGAGGUUGCCAGAUAAGUAAAAACGAGAUUUCUGUUAACUGUUUCAAAAGGGAAUAAGACGCAUUGAAAAUUUUCCCAUGUGUAUGAUACAAUUCCGCUACUUGUGCUACACACUUCAAACCUUUAAAUUCGACGCCGUAAGGAUUAAUCAUAUAAUGUUAUUUUGCGGCAUUUUGGGUCUAAAGAGGCAACCGAAAAAGCAAAACAGGAAGUGCCCACUGGCGGGAAUUACAUUCGACAUUAUGAAAGCGUCACGAACAAUACCGAUGACUUGACUUUACUCACAAGUUCGGUUAAGAUAAAUUCGGGGACAAACUUAAAAUUUUGCCGACGACAAACCAUUGAAAAGAAAAGCACGUUUAUCUCCACAGGUAAAUUAUGAGGGCGGAAAUAGAGAAAAUAGUUAGCCUGUCGGAUGGAGACAGUACAGCUGAACUUCAGAAAUACCUGACCUCUCUUACAAAUGACCAGCUGAUCACCGUCAUUACCAACUGUGCACUAAAGGGGAAGAAGGUCGGCUCUAUGAUAAAAGGCAUAUUUAAAGGCUCACCCUCCAACUCCACUGAGGGAUCAAACCGCAGACUCCUUGUUUAUCAGCACUGCAUCCCUCUGUGUGAAUCUGGGGAUCUUCAGACUGAGGUGGCAGCUGACAUCAUUGGACUACUGAUGCUGGAGACUCAUACACUUCCAGGACCCUGCCUUGCACAGCUGGCGUCCCUUUUCGUUGAAGCCAUUAAGAUGGGAAAAAUGGGCAGUGGGAAAUCUCUGGAGCUCUUUCCUACUGUGCUGACUGCCCUUUCAGCAUGUGAAGCCUUGUCUUAUGGCAAAGGUGAACUCAAUGGUGAGGAAUACAAGAAACAGCUGAUCAACAGCCUCUGCUCUAGCAGAUGGGACCCGCAAUGUGUCAUUCACCUCACAACAAUGUUCAGGGAUGUCCCCUUAUCAACAGAGGAGCUUCAGUUUGUUGUAGAGAAAGUCCUGAGGAUGUUUACUAAGCUGGAUCUGCAGGAGGUCCCUCCAUUGGUCUACCAGCUGCUGCUUUUAUCUGCUAAGGGAUGUAAGAAACAGAUCCUGGAUGGAAUAAUCAAUUAUUUUAAGGAGCAAGAUGCACGUCAGGAGGAAGAGCAGAAACACGGAGAGAGCUUAGAUCUUGAGGUUCAGUCCAUCCCACAAGACCAGUUAAGGCAUGUAGAGGGCACUGCUAUCCUCCACAUCGUAUUUGCUGUACGGCUUGAUCACGAACUUGGGAGAGAAUUUCUUAAAAGCAUUAAGACAUCAUAUGGGGACCUGUGCCCGUUCAGUGUUGCCCUGCUGCUUUCAGUGGCACGAAUCCAGCGUUAUGAAGAACAGGUGUUUGACCUUUUGAAGGGUGCUGUCAUCAAGAGCUUUAAGGAUGAGCAACUGCAGCAGGGAUCAAAGUUCCUGCAGGACCUCCUGCCUGUACACUGCAGUGUGGCUCAGAUGAUACAGGAUACAGUCAAGAACAGUGUGUUUGGUUGGGACCAUGUGACCCAGGGUCUAGUGCAGCUGGGCUUCUUCCUCAUGGAUAACUUUGGACCCAAACCUGGACCUUUUGGAAAGACCACAGAAGGCUCUGCUUCCAUAGCCCGGACCCCCGCUCAACAGGCAUGUAAGCUUGGUGGACAGGUGCUCCUGCAGGGCUUCAAGAUGCACGAGCCAAUCAGAGGAGAGAUACUGGAGCAAGUCUUGAAUCGAUUGGUUACAAAGACAGCCUCUCCUGUUAGCCAUUACUUAGACCUUUUCACUGACAUUGUCAUCUCUGCUCCCAUGAUCCUCCUGGAGUCAUCCUCAAAAGUGACAGAGACGUUUGACCACCUGUCCUACCUGCCGCUGGCCACAGUUCAGGGUCUCCUUAAAGCAGUUCAGCCCCUGCUUAAGGUCAGCAUGUCCUUGAAAGAUGCUUUGAUUCUUGUUCUCCGUAAGGCCAUGUUCUCCAGUCAGCUGGAUGGCAGGAAGUCUGCAGUGACUGGCUUUUUGUUGCUGUUGAAGAACUUCAAAGUGUUGGGCAGUCUGGCCUCCAGCCAGUGCAGCCAGGCAAUUUCCUCUAGCCAGAUUCAAGUGGACGUUCAUUCUCGUUACAACUCUGCUGCUAAUGAAGCAUUUUGUCUGGAGAUCCUCAGCAGCCUGCGUCGCUGCCUCAGCCAGCAGGCUGACGUUCGCCUCAUGCUCUACGAAGGUUUUUAUGAUGUUCUUCGUCGCAACUCUCAACUUGCAGGCUCAAUCAUGCAGACCCUCUUCUCCCAGCUGAAGCGAUACUAUGAGCCUGAACAAGACCUCCUUCCUCCUGUUAAACUGGAGCCAUGCAUCACUGCUCUCGGAGAUCAAGUCUACCUGCAGGAGCCUCUGGCCCAUCUGGUGAGCUGUACAGUACACUGCCUACAGUGGGUGCAGAACAUGCGGCGAUCAGUCCGCCGCAACGCUGAGGAAAGUGAUGACGACGACGAUGAUGAGGAGGAGGAGGAGGAGGGAUACCAGUCUGAACUGCAGGCAAUAUUGGAAAGUAUGAUGAGACGCAUGAUCAAGAGUGAGCUGGAGGACUUUGAACUGGACAAGUCGGCAGAAUUCUCCAUGGGAUCCAGCGUUGGGGUGAAGAAUAACAUCUACGCUGUGCUGGUGAUGGGCAUGUAUGAGGUCCUUAUGGAGUUCAGCUUUAAUAAAGCAAACUACAGUAAAAGCAACUUCGAGGAGCUCUUGGAGUUCUUCAACCGCUACAACAAACUGUCUGAGAUCCUGAAGGAAAAAUCUGGAAAGGGUCGAGUCCCUACGAAUAAGACUCCACGCAGUUUACUCUCUUUAGGCUUCAUAUCAACGCUACUCACUGUGCUCUUCAGAGACAGUACUCAGAGCAGAGAGGAGGCUCUGUCAGUGCUUCGCUCUAGUGGAGAGUUUGUGCGUUAUGCAGUCAGUGUUGCUGUACAGAAGAUCCAGCAGCUGGAGGAGACUGGACACACAGAUGGGCCUGACGGGCAGAACACGGAUAAAACUUUCCGGUUCCUCUGUGACAUGACAAGUGUGCUGAUGUGGCGUUACACCAACAUCCCCAGCGCUGUGGAGGAUGCUGGGAAGAAGGAGAAGCGCUCCAGCCUGUCCCUGAUGUGUCUGGAAGGUCUGCUGAGGAUAUUCACAACCUGUCAGCAGAGAUAUCCAGACAGGAUGCCCCAGCUCCUCUCAACUAUGGAAGUGUCAGAGGACAAUGAAGAGCCAGAGGAUGUCACAGAGAUGAACUUCUUUUACAUCAGACAGUUUCAGAGGGCGUUGUUCACCCAGCUAAGUGGAGGUGAGGAUGAAUUUAACAGCAAAGAGGCGCAGCUGCUGGUCAGCAUCCUGAGCGUGCUUUCACGUCAGCUCAAGCCAUCCUCUCAACAGUUUGUUCAGAUGAUCACAUGGACUGUCAAAGUCUGCAAGGAGACAAGCUUUGAGGAUUCAGCGUUUUCCAAGGGCCUGCUCUCUCUCCUCUUCAGCCUACAUGGCCUCUACAAGAGCCCAGUAAGGCUGCUCCUGGAGCUCUGCCAGGACAUCCACAGCCAACUGGGAGACAUUGAUCAGGAUGUGGAGGUGGAAAAACAGAACCACUUUGCCAUUAUCAACAUGAAAACUGCCUCCACAGCAGCCCUGCUGGUCCUGUCUCAGAUUGACCGGGUGCUCGAUGAAGUGGACUGGCUGAUUGCCAGAAAGAAAAGCCAGACACCCUCUGACAAAUCAGUUGAAUCCACUCAGACCGCAGACCAGCAGGAUCCGAUUGAGAAAGCUGUGACUCUGCAGCUUGGGACUCUUCUAACGGCAUUGAACGAGCUGGUGCAGACAGCUCUGCUGCCUGGCACCUGCACCAUUACACUGCUGAGAGAGCUGAGCCGCACCUACACCAUCCUCACUACGCUGGUCAAAUAUCACAUUCAAGUGUUUGCUAGCCUGCAUGGUGCUCUGCCAUCGCGCUUUGAGAAGCUGGUCAAACUCUCCGGCUCACAUCUAACACCACAGUGCUACUCCUUCAUCACAUACGCUCAGAGUGGAGAACUCAGUGGUGGUGGAGAUGAAAAGAAGAAAAAGAAAAGGAAUGAAGCAAACAAUGCUGCAUCUGCCAAACUUCUGCGUGAAACCAAGGCCAUCCCUAACUUGAUCUUCUGCAUUGAGCAAUACGAGAAAUUCCUCAUCACACUCUCAAAGAAGUCAAAGGUGAAUCUGAUGCAGUACAUGAAGCUGAGCACCUCCAGAGACUUCCGCAUCAAUGCAGCUACUCUGGAUGCAGCCCUACAGGAGCAGGACGAUGGUGAUGAGCCUGCUGAGUCACAGGAUGCAGAGGAGACACAAGAACCCAAACGGAAGAAGAAAAAACAGUGAUCUCCUGCUCCACCCCAAUGCACGGCAAUCUCUGGUCUUAGGCUGGUUCAGCUGCUGAGCCGCCUGUCGGCACUUCAGA